AUGCGGUCGGGACUGAUCGCCGCUCAGGCGCUGUCGCUGCUCUUCUUCACAGGCGUCGCCACAGCCCAGGAUAUAAAUGAGACACGGACAAAGUUUGACUCCCCCGCACCGGCCGACUUGCUUCGGAGAUGGAACUGUCGAGCAACGGUCCUGGGCAACUAUCUCUACAUUGACGGCGGCGAGCUGGGGGAGCUGGUGGACGGCAAGGCCACAAGCUUUCCCAACAACUCGACUCUCUCCAUCGACCUCUCCAAGUCUUGGCUCACUUCCAGCGUCGAGAUCAGGGCCAAUGGCAAGCCCGUGAAAGAUGGACCGCUCUCUAUGGGUUACGAAGCCAUCUGGAACGACCCAACCGGCAGCGCCUUUUACACGUGGGGGGGUUACACCACCAGAGGCGUCAGACCCGCCGCAAUCACGAAAGAGGGCAUCUGGAAGUUUACCGUCGACGGCAAAGGCGGCGGCGCCUGGUUGUUGGAAGAGCCGUCAAACCCGCAGGUGCUCAAGACUCUGAAAUACGCCGAAGAUGGAGCCUACACCGCCACCAACACGACGGGCUUCUGGUACGGCGGCUUCUCGGGGUCUACUACCGACCCCAGCCAGACGGUCGAUCAGGCCGUGCCAGGUCUCGUCUCGUAUGACAUGACAAGGCAGACCUGGCGGAAUGACUCUGCCUUGGCGCUCUCUCCGCCGAACGGAACGGCGCGGGGCGCGAAAGCCGAAUACGUGCCUCGCUUCGGACCCAACGGCAUUGUCAUGAUUCUCGGCGGCCUAUCAUAUUCGCCGUUCGGGAAUCCAGGGCGCGACUCUGGAGGCUUGGAUUUCGGCAACCUCACCUUCUUCGACCCCGUCACCAGGAAUAUCUACUGGCAGACGACCACCGGAACGGUGCCUGCAGCCCGUUGGCGCUACUGCUCGGUUGGCAUCGACGGCGGGAAUGGAACUUACGAGAUAUUCAUUUUUGGCGGUCAAACUGCCGACAAGAAUCUGGCUCUCGACGAUGUGUACGUGCUCAGUCUGCCCGGGUUUGUAUGGACCAAGGCUGCAGCCACCUCUCCGGGCCAACCGCGAUCGCAGCACACCUGUGUUGUUGUUGGUAAGCGCCAGCUGCUGGUUGUGGGCGGAGCCAAUUACAACAUUCCGUCGGGCAGGUGGCAGGACCCGGACCCCUUCCCGCAGGGGCUGGGCCUCUUCGACAUGACCGACCUCACGUGGUCCAAGGAGGGCCAAUACAAAGCAGAUGCGGAGCCAUACCAGUCGCCCAACGCCGUCAAGGACUGGUAUUCAAAGACAGACCUCUCAACGUUGUCUUGGUCGUCAAGCGAGGUGAAGGAGUUGUUCGUGACCGCAUCCGGGGCCGUUGUUCCAGCGAGUAGGUGGCCUGUUGAUCUCCAGAGCCGGGUUUCACUGCAUUCCUGA
Molecule: messenger RNA, 1416 nt
Organism: Lasiosphaeria miniovina
Lineage: Eukaryota; Fungi; Ascomycota; Sordariomycetes; Sordariales; Lasiosphaeriaceae
Exons: 4
Coding region: 1-1416 (471 amino acids)
Molecular function (GO): protein binding
Source: RefSeq, a predicted model, not a curated record